CGCGCUCCACCCCCAUUUUCCAUACAUGGGAGCUGGAGUGGGGGGCGGAGCUGAGGGGAGGCGCUCCCAGUCCCCCUCAGAAGCUGCUAGCCCACUGGGAACAUUUGGAUCCGUUCAGCUCCCGUGGAGAAGCGAGACCGGAUCACCGACGUGGGCAGAGGACUGCCGGGGGCCAGCAGAAAUUCUGCCCGUUCUUCGCGCGAGCGCUUUCCCGCCCUCCAAACCCCACUCCCAGGUGGCCAUGGCCUCAUCGCCCACUCGGGGCCCCAGGGUUUCUGACUUAUUUUCUGCGCUGCCGCCGGCGGUCACAACUCCCGCCAACCAGAGCGCAGAGGCCUCGGCGGGCAACGGGUCGGUGGCUGGCGCGGACGCUCCGGCCGUCACGCCCUUCCAGAGCCUGCAGCUGGUGCAUCAGCUGAAGGGGCUGAUCGUGCUGCUCUACAGCGUCGUUGUGGUCGUGGGGCUGGUGGGCAACUGCCUGCUGGUGCUGGUGAUCGCGCGGGUGCGCCGGCUGCACAACGUGACCAACUUCCUCAUCGGUAACCUCGCCUUGUCCGACGUGCUCAUGUGCGCCGCCUGCGUGCCGCUCACGCUGGCCUACGCCUUCGAGCCACGCGGCUGGGUGUUCGGCGGCGGCCUGUGCCACCUGGUCUUCUUCCUGCAGCCGGUCACCGUCUACGUGUCGGUGUUCACGCUCACCACCAUCGCAGUGGACCGCUACGUCGUGCUGGUGCACCCGCUGCGGCGGCGCAUCUCGCUGCGCCUCAGCGCCUACGCGGUGCUGGCCAUCUGGGCGCUGUCCGCGGUGCUGGCGCUGCCUGCUGCCAUGCACACUUAUCACGUGGAGCUCAAGCCACACGACGUGCGCCUCUGCGAGGAGUUCUGGGGUUCCCAGGAGCGCCAGCGCCAGCUCUACGCCUGGGGGCUGCUGCUGGUCACCUAUCUGCUCCCUCUGCUGGUCAUCCUCCUGUCUUACGUCCGGGUGUCCGUGAAGCUCCGCAACCGCGUGGUGCCCGGCUGCGUGACCCAGAGCCAGGCCGACUGGCACCGCGCGCGGCGCCGGCGCACCUUCUGCUUGCUGGUAGUGGUCGUGGUGGUGUUCGCCGUCUGCUGGCUGCCGCUACACAUCUUCAACCUGCUGCGGGACCUCGACCCGCGCGCCAUCGACCCCUACGCGUUUGGGCUGGUGCAGCUGCUCUGCCACUGGCUCGCCAUGAGCUCGGCCUGCUACAACCCCUUCAUCUACGCCUGGCUGCACGACAGCUUCCGCGAGGAGCUGCGCAAACUGUUGCUCGCUUGGCCACGCAAGAUCGCGCCCCAUGGCCAGAAUAUGACCGUCAGCGUGGUCAUCUGAUGCCACUUAGCCAGGCCUUGGUCAAGGAGCUGCAUUUCCACUGGCCUCCGAGGGCACCACUCGAGGUCAACCUGGAGAGCUUAUUCUCAGCACCAGAGCUAGCAAAGCCAACAGAGGGCAACAUUUCCAGCCCAGCCCUCUUGUCCGGCUGUCUGUCUUGUGCUUGUGUCUUUGUAAAAUGUUAAGUGGGCUUUGGUGAGAGUCUUGCUCUUUGCUUGGGGAUAAGCCAGAGAGAGGGAAGAGGAUUUAUUAUUUCUUCUUUAUGCCCUUGAAGGACAAACAAAAACUUUUUCUCCAUGUUCAGAAAAGUAUUUCAGAACCAUGAUUGCCUUCCUGGCAUCCCCUCCUCCUGCUCAUUGGUGAAAUGCACAGUGUGAAUGGGAUUUAAAAGAAAUGCGUUGGGCUUGGUAAAGAUUUUCAGUUUGCCUUCAGAAAAAGGACUCAGCUGAGAGGAUCCUGAUAUUGCUUAGUGCAUUUGAACCCUUGCAUUUCUAGAAUUUCAGGUAAAUAUGUAUUAAAAAUCUACGUCUAGGAUUUCUGCAUUUCCUGAAUAAGACCUUUAUAUGCCCAAAGGGUCCUUUUAAAACCACUUGAGUUUAUAGUACAAAAACACCUACAAGCUCCCUUUAGAAAGGUCUUGCUUUUGUUUCUCCCCUUUCCUCCCCAACUACUAUCUAAAAAUUUUGAGACGAAUUAGUCAAUGAAGAGAUAGAUAAAAACAGAUAAAGAGGAAAAGGUCCAAUUCACUUAAGAGGGCAUUUAAUUGUACAUAAGGACAGACAUCCUCUGUGUAUGUGUGUUUGUGUAUGUGUGUGUACACAUUCAGUGUUUGCCACAAAGUGGGCACUCAAAUAUUUGGUUUUCUGAAUACUCAAUGUAAACUGUGUGGCAUGGCAUUCUCUUGCAGUCUCUAAUUGCUCACUUGCAACAGAUCAACAGCUGUCAUCUGACUGCUCAGCACCUGCUCUGUAGUGAUUCUUGGAACAUUAUCAACCCAGAAAUCAAGAACCAGCAGAAGUUUACUUAAGGACAGAACAGAAGAAUAAGCUACCAUCCACAUGCUGUGUAGAUCAAACACUAAUUACUUCCAGGGUUAAGGGAACAGGUGAAGACUGUGGAGUAUGAUACCAGGCUGAUAAUCAUCACCUUAACCUCCUGUGAGUUCUGUAAAUGAGGACAAGUGCCUUGGGACAAGGGUCUCCACACUGUUGGAACAGCAACUCGGGCAGUGAGGACAGGAGUCUUGGGAAAUGAUACAUAAUAUCCAGCUGUCACAUCAGCCUCUGUGUUCCCAGUAACUCAGUCACCAUCCGUAAGGUUCAACUACUUUCCCAACUCACUGAACACAAGAAUCACUGUUUCCCUCCUCCUGCUUCUCUUAUUCUCAGAAAUAAGCUCAUUCCUUCAUUAAAAUGUGCACUAAAAGGAAAGAGGGAUGAUACAGGAAUGACAAGUGUUUAGUCCUAUUACAUUCAUGUCAAUAACCACGGUGGGAGUGGGAGUGAUCACGGUUGGGCUGGUUAGCAUAGGAGUCUUUAGUAGUUACUGGGCUAGACUUUUUGCACACAAUAAAGGGUAGGAAAGGCUAGUUUGGGAGAAAGGAAAAGGCAGACAAAGAUGGUAUGGAGGCUAUCUCUGGCAAUGGUGCUAAAUGAACUUGAGCUUCAUCCAUGGAUUAGAGAACAAAGAACCUGUGUGCUAACACUGCAGCCCACCCCACCCCAGAUGAGUUCAUCUCCCAGGCAUCCUGAGGAUAACUUCUCUGCUUCUAGCAGCUCUAUUACUUGGGAGGCUCAGGGCCAGACAUUUCCCAUUCCCUUUCGUUCCUUUGAUGGUCAUGUGUGGAGAGUGUAGGUGGUAGGGGGAAGGAGAGGGAUUAUUUGGGGAGGGAUCUGAUUCAUUGUGGGCUCUUUGUUGGAAGGUUUGAAUCACUGGUUCUCAGCCCUGGCUACUCCUAGAAUCACCUGGGGAACUUUUUUUUUUUAAAUUGAUGUCUGGGCCCUCCUCCUAAGAGUCUAAUUGAUUUGAGAUGGUGCCUGGACACUAGCAUUUUCCAAAGCACUUCAGGGGAUUUUAAUGUGAAACCAAAAUUAAGCACCUUAAGAAUUAUCCUUUCUAGGCCCAGGAGUGGUGG
Cercocebus atys (sooty mangabey) is the source of this 3488-nucleotide messenger RNA. It is a transcript of the gene PRLHR, whose product is annotated as prolactin releasing hormone receptor. Gene Ontology annotation, biological process: G protein-coupled receptor signaling pathway. The transcript is spliced from 2 exons. Gene Ontology annotation, cellular component: neuron projection; plasma membrane. The record is from RefSeq and is a predicted model, not a curated record. Bases 26 to 1354 code for a protein of 442 amino acids. NCBI's taxonomy places the organism in Eukaryota, Metazoa, Chordata, Mammalia, Primates, Cercopithecidae. Gene Ontology annotation, molecular function: neuropeptide Y receptor activity; neuropeptide binding.